GUAUGCUAUACGAGUAAGGCCAGCACGCAUAGAGCAGAGAUUGAGUUUUGGCUUUAGUAGAACAGGUUGGGUGCUUGACGCUGCACUGGACGCACCAUGUGGGGGGGCUGAUCCGGGAUCUACGUGAGGUCCUGGAGAGGACAUCGUGUCACUGCGCACAUCGCAACAAACAUCGGAGCGCAACUUCUUCAGAGUUGACGUCAGGUGCGCCACGGGACACGCCCUUACCCACGCCACGCUACGGGGCGCACCGCACGAGACGCUGAGUUGGAGAUCUGCCCGGUAAUAUGCUCGUCGCCGCACCGUCCGCGCGGUCACUCACUGCAGCAGUAGGUUACCGCUCCCGCCUCCCGGUCCCGCCUCCCGGUCCCGCCGCAGACUUUACCGGGUGGUGAAGCCAGCGGAGUUUGACGGAGAGGGCGGCCGCAGAGACGCUGCCAUGGCCGAGGCCAACCCGCUGCGGGGGUUCCCGCGUCUCCGCCGCGCCGCGACUUCUUUCCCAGGUAACCUUCACCUGAUCCUUGUGCUCCGCCCCUCUGACCUGAUAAGCCCCGCCCCCAGCCCCUCCUCCAGCACUGACCUGGGCUUCCGCUUCAGUCAGGAUGACUUCCUGUUGAAGAUGCCGGUGGUGAUGCUGCGCUCGGUCGGAGAUCUGCUGCGCUACAUCGACGAGCACCACCUCACCACAGAGUUCACCGCAAAGGUGGAGUACUGCCAGGGCGACUGGGUGGUCCUCCGCAGGGCCAUCGAGAGCUUUGCGGUGACGGUGAAGGAGAUAGCCCAGCUGCUGCAAGGCUUCGGGUCAGAGCUGGCCGAGACGGAACUCCCUGACGAGGCUGGGACCAUCGAGUUCCUGCUGACCUCGCACACGCUCAGAUACCGCCAGCUCAAGGAUGACAUCAGAAGCGUGCUGAAGGAAGGGCGCCUCCUGCAGGCCAACUUGGAUUCUGCCACGGCCUCGGAGAAAGAAGGGGUGGAGGAGAAGGACAUCCAGGCAGAUUCUGACACCGUGCACAGACUGCUGGCCCAGCUGCGCGACAUGGAGGAGGCGUUUGACGGCUUCUUUGAGAAGCAUCACAUGAAGCUGCAGCAGUACCACCAGCUGCUCUCCUACGAGACCAGCUUCCAGCAGAUGGAGGAGGCUCUAGAGAACGUGUCCGCCCAGGAGAAGGGGAUAUCGUCUUCAGGGAGCACCGUGGUUCAGACCCAACAGCUGCUCAAAGACCUGGAGGCUCUGGACAUGCAUGCACAGGAGGAGAUGAACCGGGCCCAGGUGAUGAUCCUGCAGGGCCACCAGCUGGCGGCCAGCCACCACUACGCCCAGGCGCUCAUCGUCCAGCGCUGCAACGAGCUGCGCCACCUCUGUGACCUCGUCAGCGCCGCGCUGCGCAGCAAGCGCGCCCUGCUGACGCGCGCACGGGACCUCCUACUGAGGCUGGAGGAGGCCCUGCGCUGGUGUGAUGAGGGGGCAUACCUGCUUGCCAGCCAGAUGGUGGACAAGUUCCAGACCAGGGAAGGCGCCCAAGAGGCCCUGCAGUACCUGACCAUCCACCAGGAGAGGGCGCCAUCGGCCCUGAAGAACAGCCAGGACACGCUCAGCCUGGAGCUGGAAGCCAUACUCACCCCUCAAUUGCAGGCCCAGAUCGCCAUGGUGACGGGGAAGCUGAGCUCGGUGCAGUGCAUGAUCCGCAACCGAGAGCACUGCCUGAGGAGGCUGGCGGAGCUGCAGGUCCGGCCCAUCCAGCCCGUGGCCCCCCGCCCCGAGCAGGACCAGCUCUCCCAGCGCUGCAAGUCCCCCCUCUUCUCCCCCAAACAUGGUGUGGACCUCAAUGUGUUGAACUCCAAGUUCUCUUUUGAUCUUCUACCGGGCAAGAGGACCCCACGGAGGAACAGCAUUCAGCGCAAGAUUGAGGUGAUGCAUGAUUACCAAGGCAACCGCAGCUGUCUGUACGGGACGCUCCCCGACACAGACUCGGAGACGGAGGACAAUCCGGAGCAGGUCGCACGACACAUCAUGAAGGAGCUGAUAGCGACAGAGAGGGUCUAUGUCGAGGAGCUGCUCUCUGUGCUACUGGGCUACAGGGCUGAGAUGGAGGACCCAGCCAUGCUCCCUCUGCUGCCGGCCGCGCUGCGCAACCACAAGGACCUUCUGUUCGGCAACAUGCCCCAGAUCUACCAGUUCCACAGCAGGGUCUUCCUUCAGGAUCUGCAGGGUUGCCUGGAAACCCCUGAGAGGGUGGGGUCCUGCUUCCUCCAGCAGAAAGAGAAAUUUCAGGUGUAUGAGCGGUACUGCCAGAACAAGCCCCACUCCGAGUUGCUAUGGAGACAAUCCUCUGAUUGUCCAUUCUUCCAGGAGUGCCAGAAGAAGCUGGAUCACAAGCUUGGCCUGGACUCCUAUCUGCUGAAACCCAUCCAACGUCUCACAAAGUACCAGCUGCUGCUCAAGGAGAUGCUAAAGCACUGCCCAGAGCCGCAGUACCGCUGGGAGCUCCAGGAGGCGCUGGAUGCCAUGCUGAAGCUGCUCAAGGCCGUCAACGACUCCAUGCAUCAGAUCGCCAUCACGGGUUACCAGGGCGACCUGAGCCAGCUGGGCCGGGUGGUCCUCCAGGGGGGCUUCAGUGUGUGGAUCAGCCACAAGCGGGCGGCGGUGCGCAUGAAGGAGCUGCCGCGCUUCAAGCCCAUGCAGCGGCACCUGUUCCUGUAUGAGCACGCGCUGCUCUUCUGCAAGCGGCGCGACGACGACGGGCCCGACCGCACCCCCUUCUACAGCUUCAAGCACUUACUGAGGAUGAGCGCAGUGGGGAUCACUGAGAACGUGAAGGGGGACGUGAAGAAGUUUGAGAUGUGGUACAGCGGUCGAGAGGAGGUGUACAUCCUUCAGGCUUCAACCCUGGAGGUGAAAGUCUCUUGGCUGACGGCGAUCCGGAAGAUUCUGACCAAUCAGCAGAAAUUACACCAAGAUCAAGCGCCUCCCCUGAGCCUUUCAGAAGUUCCUCUCUCAGACAGGAGUGUGUCUGGGGUGUGCGUGUCGUGGGGUGGAGCAACGGUGGGGGGCUGCUCAGCGUGUUUCCAUGUUCCUCACAGCUCCACGGCAACAAGCCACACCCAGCGGAGCCGGGGGGAGGAGUCAACGCAUAGCAGCCCCGCCCACUCCGAACCCGUGGUGCAAUCUCCUCGCCGCAGCUGGCCCCCCCCGGCCCACUCUGUGGCCAUCUGUGAGGGUCUGGAGGACUGGGGCGCUACGGACCUCUCUAACAUCUCAGACUCAGACGAGGAACAGCCAGCCGCCCUGGUCGCUGGGAGGUACAGGGUCAUGGUCAACAGCAGCUCGGCCAGCACUGAUGACAUCAUCUUUAACUGCGGUGAUGUCAUCCAGCUAUUGCAUAAGGAGCCAUCUGGAAUAUGGACGGUGCGUAACGUCACUCGCAGCCAAGAGGGGCGUGUCCAUCCAGAAGACCUGCACCGAAUCCUUGGGGAGUCCGCCUGAGAGCCAAUCAGCACCAAGCAUAAGGGACCCCCAAUAUGGGAUGUAUGUUUGGGUUAUUUUUCCCUCUACUGUUAGACAACUCAUCUCCUCUACAGACUGCCAAGGGACUCAAACACACACACACACACACACACACACACACACACACACACACACACACACACACACACACACACACACACACACACACACACACACACACACACACACACACACACACUUAUUAGCAUUGCACUUAAGUUGUGGCUUGACCAACACUGUACACAGUACACUCAGGCCAGGGGGUCGAAGCACAACGAGGAUCUUGUGGAUGACAUGAGGAGUUUGGACCGCUGUAGGCCUGCGUGUUCAACCGUGGAACCUACGAGAUCCACGACCGACUGGAGGGGGGGGGGGGGGGGGGGGAGGGUGGGGAGGUCGCUGUCCUAUCAAUUGCUCCUCAGUGGUAGCGGAACAUUUAAGGAACUUUUAUGAAUGGAACUCUUAUUUUUAAGGCAUGGAGGUGGGUGUGAAUAUAGGUAUUUUGUUCCUAGAUGCCACUGAAGGUGAUUGCAUUCUCUAUUUUCUUACGACCUACAACCAUGAUUGUCACGGACGCCACAUGCAGUAUUCAAUCCACCAAGACUUCCCUCCUUCAAUUCACGUGCCAAAACAUCCUUGCCGUCGCUGCUUAGCUGGCCAUUUGUGGCGUUGUUGUUUUCCAUUUUGGCACAUUUGUCGCUAAUAUCUGCUAAUAUCAGUAGCCUGUUCAUUUAGCCCACAUGCAUUAAGGGAAUAUCGCCAUGGACCAGCAGAUGUACACAAAGACAAAAUGUUUCUAUGUUUCCCCUGGGUGGAAGCUCAACGCCCAAACUGAGUAGUUAAUAACCAGAGUAGGCCUACUGCUGUCCAGCUUCCAGACAGCACUGCCUGCACUGGCUAUCACUGUAGUUUGAUGCA
This is a messenger RNA of Gadus macrocephalus (Pacific cod), 4426 nucleotides long. Its product is annotated as proto-oncogene DBL-like. Lineage: Eukaryota; Metazoa; Chordata; Actinopteri; Gadiformes; Gadidae. The record is from RefSeq and is a predicted model, not a curated record. Gene Ontology annotation, molecular function: guanyl-nucleotide exchange factor activity; protein binding. Gene Ontology annotation, cellular component: cytoplasm. The transcript has 26 exons. The coding region runs from base 440 to 3487 and encodes 1015 amino acids. Gene Ontology annotation, biological process: dendrite development.